AUGGCUCCAGCUUUGGUCGAGAGUACUCUCACAGACCGCACCAUCGACAAACUUGCCGAGGAAGUCAUCAAGAAAGAUUCGCUGCAAAGUGAGAAUUCCAAGGAAGCCUUCGCUCAAGGUUCAUCCACGACAAACUACGAGAUUGAGUUAAAGGGCGAUGCGAAGCACCCUCCAGCGAAAUACCCACAUUACCUACCGUACUGGGAGGAUGAGAAGUUCCCUCCGUAUGAGCCCUUUGAGCCAGUCGAACCCGGCCUCAAUGCCGACCCAACAUUCCCAAACCUCCUUGCGGGAGGUGAAGUGAAGGAACUUACGGCCAACAUCGGAGCUGAAGUCACCGGAAUUCAGCUCUCCAAGCUCAACAACGCCGGCAAGGACGAGCUCGCCCGCUUCGUUGCCAAGCACAAAGUCGUAGCUUUCCGUAACCAGGACUUUGCCGAUCUCCCAAUCCAGGAGGCUCUCGACUUCGCUGAGUACUAUGGUCCCUCGCACAUUCAUCCAGCUUCGGGCGCGCCAAAAGGAUUCCCUAAAGUCCACCUGGUGCAUCGAUCCGCGAGCGAUACCACCGCCCUCGACUACUUCCAAGAGCGUACCAACAGCAUCACAUGGCACAGCGACGUCACCUAUGAGAUGCAGCCUCCUUCCACAACCUUUCUCAUACUCCUUGAUGGACCAACGGCCGGUGGCGACACUCUGUUCGCAAACAUGGCGGUGGCAUACCGCCGACUCUCUCCAGAAUUCCAGAAGCGUCUCCACGGUCUCAAAGCAGUCCAUUCAGGCCACGAACAAGCUCAGCAAGCCCUUUCCCGGGGAUCCAUCGUUCGCCGCGAUCCAGUCUCCAACAUCCACCCAAUCGUACGGACACACCCGGUCACAGGCGAGAAGUCUCUGUUCGUGAACCCACAAUUCACGCGACGGAUUGUCGGAUUCAAGAAGGAGGAGUCAGAUUUCUUCCUGAAAUUCUUGUAUGACCACAUCGCCCUCGGUGCUGACUUCCAGGCCCGCGUCAAAUGGGAGAAGGGAAGCGUAAUUAUAUGGGRCAAUCGUUCCACUGCUCACACUGCCAUCCUUGACUGGCAGGAUGGCCAGAGAAGGCAUCUUGCAAGGCUUACACCAAGAGCGGAGCGGCCUUUUGAGACUCCUUUCGAAAGUACCUAG
Ramularia collo-cygni is the source of this 1158-nucleotide messenger RNA. RefSeq names its product related to E.coli dioxygenase. Gene Ontology annotation, molecular function: 2-oxoglutarate-dependent dioxygenase activity. The transcript has a single exon. The coding region runs from base 1 to 1158 and encodes 385 amino acids. Lineage: Eukaryota; Fungi; Ascomycota; Dothideomycetes; Mycosphaerellales; Mycosphaerellaceae. Gene Ontology annotation, cellular component: cytoplasm. The record is from RefSeq and is a predicted model, not a curated record.